Molecule: messenger RNA, 3219 nt
Organism: Danio aesculapii
Lineage: Eukaryota; Metazoa; Chordata; Actinopteri; Cypriniformes; Danionidae
Exons: 7
Coding region: 2207-2776 (189 amino acids)
Cellular component (GO): membrane
Source: RefSeq, a predicted model, not a curated record
GUUUUGUUUGACCUGUUUCCUGGAGCCAUUGUUCGCCGGACUCAAACCCCGCUCCGCUCUGCCUCCCAUGUCUGACACUAGACUGAAGUGUGGUGAGCUACUGAGCAAACCGGUCACACAGCAAAAGCCGUCUAUACAGAGGUAAGUACCAUCCCGUAGCAUCCAUUUUACACACAAAAAUGCAGCCAUAUGUAUCCACAAGCACAUAUGUCUUGGUUCUCAAAAAUGUAUGCCUGGGCACAUUUUCCCAAUAAGCCUGUGUUGGAUUUUGAACAAUACAGACUAAUAUGAACCGACCAGUAAAUGCUUCUUUUGAAUCCAUCAGCCUACUUAAUUUUUCCUGCACUGUUACCUAAUUCCCUUUGGUUCAUUUCCUGGCACUAUUUUGUUACCAUGAUGACCAAUUUAACUAAUACAGGUGUUCCUUAUCUCUAAAUGACCUUUGCAGUAUUCACACUAUUCUACUUUUUCUAUUUGAUAAGUGCAAUUGCUUGUUACCAACAAAACAUUUCUCACUCUUCUGCCCCUAGACAUUUCUAUAUAUGUCCAAGUUUCCACUGGCAGGGAUGGAUGAGGCUGUGUGUUCUGGGUUGCACACCCAGAGUUGCAUGUAUGAUUUCAGGUGACAGUAAAGUUAAGGAAAAAACAUACAUUGUGCCGCAUUAAAAUGAUUUGUUUGACUUGUUCCUUACUUGUUAUUAUUUAGUUCAUUUAAUGGUUCAUGCUAAAUUUUGCAUUACCGUGCGCACACUGAGAAGGACAUCACCAGCUUACUCUAGAGUCUCUGGUUUUAAAUAUUCAUCCACCAUAGCCUUAUUAUCCACCUUCUCCAAGUUCCACCGGCCACCCUCAUUCCCAAAAUUCCACCUUGAACCUCAGAUUCCUCCUUGGUCAGUCAUCAUCCCGCCUGUUUCACCAGGCUCCCUCAAACCUCCUACUUCACCUUGAACCUCAGAUUCCACCACGAACCUCAGAGUCCACCACAAACCUCAGAGUCCACCUUGAACCUCAGAUUCCACCUUGAACCUCAGAUUCCACCACGAACCUCAGAGUCCACCACAAACCUCAGAGUCCACCUUGAACCUUUGAUUCCACUUCAACCCUCAGAUUCCACCUCAAACCUCAAAUUCCACCUUGGUCAAAAUCAUCCCGCCCACUCCACUGGCCUCCCUCAAACCUCAGACUCCACCUUAAACCUCAGAUUCUACCUCGAACCUCAGAUUCCACCUUGAACCUCAGAUUUCACCUCGAACAUCAGAUUCCACCUUGGUCAGUGAUCAUCCUGCCUGCUCCACUAGGCUCCCUUGAACCUCAGACUCCACCUUGAACCUCAGAUUCCACCUUGCACCUCAGAUUCCACCUCGAACCUCAGAUUCCACCUUGCACCUCAGAUUUCACCUCGAACAUCAGAUUCCGCCUUGGUCAAAAUCAUCCCGCCCACUCCACUGGGCUCCCUUUAACAGAUUCAGAUUCCACCUUAAACCUAUGAGUCCACCUUGGUCAAUCAUUAUACCACCCAUUUUUCACCAUGCUUCCUCAAACUUCAGAUUCCACCUCGAACAUCAGAUUCCACCUUGGUCAAUCAUCAUCCCGCCCACUUCACCAGGCACCCUUGUACCUUAGACUCCACCUCGAACAUCAGAUUCCACCUUGGUCAAUCAUCAUCAUCCCGCCCACUUCACCAGGCACCCUUGUACCUCAGACUCCACCUCGAACAUCAGAUUCCACCUUGGUCAAUCAUCAUCCCACCCACUCCACCUGGCUCCCUUGAACCCCAGAUUCCACCAUGGUCAGUCACAGUCAUUGUCUACUUUGCAUUCCACUGCUGUAGCUCCUGUUUUGUCACUUAAUUUUUCAUUCUUCAACUUCUGUCCUUGUAAUUAAUUGUGUCUACCCCUUGUUACUAUGUUAGUCCCAGUGUUUACAAGCCCCUUUGUUUCAGUCUUUGUCAGUUGUUUAUGCAGUAUUCCAGUGUUCUUGUUUCUGUUUCUGCCUUUGUGUUGUGUUGUGUUGUGUUGUGUUGUGUUGUGGUUCUUGUUCUUCUUACUGCAGGAAUCUGCCUCUCGCCUUGCCUUGCAUCACAUGAUAUAUGAAGUGACAUGAGGACAGCUUGCUGUAUUGAACACUUGUUAAUAUUCAAGAUUAUAGAAGAUUACUGCUAGUAGACAUCGGACGAUCACAGGUAAGGAUCAAGGUUUCGCUGGUGAUGAUGGGUGUCUGUCUGUUUAUGUUUGGAAUCCCCAUGAUUGCUGUGGAAGAAUAUAUAAUCAGCCCCAUGUGGCUCGGGAUGUCGGUUGUGAUGACUAUGAUGGGUGUGGCUCUGUUCAUGUUUGGAAUCCCCAUGACUGUGCAAACAGACAUGAUGACUUCCGCAGAUACGUUCAGCCCCUUCUGGCUCGGGAUUCUGUUCUGUAUCUGUGGCAUUCUGUACAUACUGUCUGAACGCAACCCCUCCAAGAAGAUGAUUACAGCCAGUCUUGCUCUGAGUAUCAUCUCCACCAUUGGAGUGGUCAGCGCUUGUAUGGACUUCAUCAAAUCUAUGGUCACGAUUGAACGUUACGAUGACUAUCAUACCCAUAACAAUAUGACAGAGGCUGACUACUUAUAUCUGACACAACAUUAUAGUGCCAUUGUGGCGAUGGAGUGUGUGUUUCUGUGUCACAGUUUAAUAGGAGGAGCUCUGCUGAUCAUCAUGACGUGUUUCGCCAGAGCAGCACUGCGCUCCAGCAACACUCAGGCUGUUGUUGUGAUGCGGAAUCUGCCGUCAGCGGAGUGAAGAGACCAAGAUCAUCUGAAUAUCCUGAACAUCAGCUUCAGCAGUGUGGAGAAGAUCUGACAUCUGUGCAGAGUCAUUCAGUCAGAAUCAGCUCUCAUUGUCUCCUUGAUGCACAUCUACAGUAUAUCAAACUGCCUUAUAUCUCUGUGUUGUAUAGAGUACUAGUGUUUCCACCAACAAUAUAAACCACACAUCAGUGUUCAUUCAGAAUGAAAAGCAAAGCAAACACGACCCUCACGGCAAACAUUCUGCACUUUCACAUUUUCAAAAGACUUCAUUUUGUCUGAUUUAGGAGCCAUUUUCCUCAUGCAGACCAACAGAUGUCCCCACAAGGUCAAAUAUUACUGGUAUACUUGUGGGGACAUUUGGUUCUCGCAAUGUAAAGAAUACACACACACACACACACACAUGUACGCACACACACACACACACACACACUUUAU